Halteromyces radiatus is the source of this 450-nucleotide messenger RNA. RefSeq lists its product as uncharacterized. The transcript has 5 exons. The record is from RefSeq and is a predicted model, not a curated record. Gene Ontology annotation, cellular component: transcription regulator complex; PcG protein complex. The annotation marks the transcript as partial. Gene Ontology annotation, molecular function: RNA polymerase II cis-regulatory region sequence-specific DNA binding; DNA-binding transcription factor activity, RNA polymerase II-specific. Lineage: Eukaryota; Fungi; Mucoromycota; Mucoromycetes; Mucorales; Cunninghamellaceae. Gene Ontology annotation, biological process: regulation of transcription by RNA polymerase II.
AUGGAUAUCUUGGAAUUGAUUCAUACAGAAACUCAAACUGAUACCAACAAACCACAUAAAUGUGACAUUGGCCAUUGUUCUAAAGCCUUUGGUCGAAGAUCUGAUCUUGUUCGUCAUUUAAGAAUUCAUACAAACGAAAGACCAUAUGUGUGUCACGAACCCAACUGUGGCAAAAGCUUUAUACAAAGAUCUGCAUUGAAAGUUCAUAUGCGAACACAUUCGGGUGAAAGACCUCAUGCUUGUGAUUAUGAAAAUUGUGGCAAAAGUUUUAGUGACAGUAGUUCAUUGGCAAGACAUCGAAGAAUACAUAUGGGAAAACGUCCUUAUCGAUGUCCACAUGAUGGUUGCAACAAAAGCUUUGGAAAGAAAACUGUAUUAACUAAACAUCAAAAGGCUGCACAUGAUAAUACUACUAAAAGAGCUUGCUUACAAUGGAGACCUCUGAACGAA